UCCAUCAUCUGUUUUGAAUGAUCAAAACCAAAACAAUCCCAUAAUUUUUGGCUUGUUCCGGCUUAUUCCUUAUUCUUCCAACUUUCUGGGAGUUGGAAGGUAUUACCCUUAAUUAGAACAGCCAUUAUCUCAUAGUUUAAAAAUUCGAGAAUUCACAUUAAUGACCAGUUUAUGACCAGCAGAAGGUAAAACGUGGGGUCCCCGCAAAUCUCGAUUUGCAAUUAAGUCGGAUUAUGGCUGCGAGCUGCGAAUCAUCGUGCUGAAGUUUGAGGUCGGACAAGCCAGGAUGAUCAACUGGUCGGACUAUGGCAAGGAGCUGCUGCUGCUCACCGUGGACACGUUCGUCGUGGCGUGUGCAUGGAAAUGGUACCGCAACAGCAGUAAGGCCGUCGCCGCCCUUGACGCGCCUGUGAUCACAGACCACAAAGGCCUGGAAUACUGGCUGAGUGAAGGCGGGGGCAAGUGGGCCGUGGUGCAGGGCUUCGUUGAGCCCAUUGGGCCCGUCAUCCACAGCUUCAAUGACAAGUCUGUCAAGGGCGUCAUCCAGAGGCUCAAAGUCAAGGAAUAUGUCACUUCGAGGAGCACCGCUGGCUUCUGGCAGGACGGAGAACGGGUAAUUGCAGACACGUCAAACGUGGUGCCCUUUGGGGUCAGGGUGGGCAAGAGUCUGGUCGAGAUGGAAGAGCCUGUGGAGGCGGCAGCCCUCAGUUUGCGCACGGUCGCCUCUGAGUUCAGCCAGAAGUCUUCAGGCUUCCUAGACCAGCUGUGGAGCUUCCUCGUUGGAACUAGACACCGGGGCAUCCAGUCGACUGAGGAAAUGCUCCUCGUUGGAACUAAAAUCUCUGCCUGUGGUCCCAUUGCUAAGGACAAAACGCUGAGCCCUGUGAAUGGCGCCUCGAUGCGCCCAUACAUCUUGACAGAACUGACCGUGUCUGAAUUGAGCAAGAAGCUCAAGGUCAGCAAGCGUUGGUCUGUGGUGCUGCUGCUGGUGGCCAGCUUUGCAGGCGCCCUUGUUGUCAGCUACACCCUGCGGAGAGCCUUUGAGAAUCACCGAGCCAAGGCUGCUGAGGACGAGCGAAGACGGCGGCGCUUUGAGACAAAGCGACUGGAGGAGAAGCGGCGAGCAGAGCAAUCAGACCAGUCGACCGCCUGCAUUAUUUGCGACAACCCUCGGGAGGUCAUUCUGCUGCCAUGUGGCCACAUCUGCCUCUGUUUCGACUGCAGCAAAAGUAUCAACAACCUCUGCCCUAUUUGCCGCGCCCAUGUCGAAACUAUCACCGAGUACUUUAUUUCGUAGCGUGCACUUAAUUCAAAACUUGAUUUUUUUUUCUUUCGUUCUCUCUCCCU
Messenger RNA from Neocloeon triangulifer, 1347 nucleotides. RefSeq names its product mitochondrial E3 ubiquitin protein ligase 1-like. NCBI's taxonomy places the organism in Eukaryota, Metazoa, Arthropoda, Insecta, Ephemeroptera, Baetidae. Gene Ontology annotation, molecular function: ubiquitin-protein transferase activity. The transcript has 6 exons. The record is from RefSeq and is a predicted model, not a curated record. Gene Ontology annotation, biological process: protein ubiquitination; organelle organization. Bases 287 to 1297 code for a protein of 336 amino acids.